Oxyura jamaicensis (ruddy duck) is the source of this 1894-nucleotide messenger RNA. RefSeq names its product RAB8B, member RAS oncogene family (gene RAB8B). Gene Ontology annotation, molecular function: GTP binding; GTPase activity. The coding region runs from base 88 to 693 and encodes 201 amino acids. The transcript has 9 exons. The record is from RefSeq and is a predicted model, not a curated record. Gene Ontology annotation, cellular component: plasma membrane; synaptic vesicle; trans-Golgi network transport vesicle. Gene Ontology annotation, biological process: protein secretion; regulation of exocytosis; cellular response to insulin stimulus. Lineage: Eukaryota; Metazoa; Chordata; Aves; Anseriformes; Anatidae.
GGGGCGGGGCCGCGCCGCGCUGCCCGCCCCUCUCCUGGCUGCCCCGGCCGAGCCGAGCCGAGCCGAGCCGAGCGGCGCCGCGGGAAGAUGGCGAAGACGUACGACUAUCUGUUCAAGCUGCUGCUCAUCGGCGACUCGGGCGUGGGCAAGACGUGCCUGCUCUUCCGCUUCUCCGAGGACGCCUUCAACACCACCUUCAUCUCCACCAUCGGAAUUGACUUUAAGAUCAGAACAAUAGAAUUAGAUGGAAAGAAAAUCAAGCUACAAAUAUGGGAUACAGCAGGCCAGGAGAGAUUCCGCACGAUCACAACAGCUUACUACAGAGGAGCCAUGGGAAUUAUGCUGGUAUAUGACAUAACAAAUGAAAAAUCUUUUGACAACAUAAAAAACUGGAUAAGAAACAUUGAGGAGCAUGCAUCUUCAGAUGUAGAAAGAAUGAUCCUGGGUAACAAAUGUGAUAUGAAUGAAAAAAGACAAGUCUCAAAAGAAAAAGGAGAGAAGCUAGCAAUUGAUUAUGGAAUCAAAUUUUUGGAGACAAGUGCAAAAUCCAGCAUAAAUGUGGAAGAGGCUUUUUUCACACUUGCACGGGACAUUAUGACAAAGCUCAACAGAAAAAUGAAUGACAACAGUUCAUCAGGGGCAGAAGAAUUUAGUGCAAUUUUGUUGUCCCCUGCUGAAUCUGAAGAAUUCUAAUUUCAUGUGGUCUUAUGGAUAAGGUAAAACGCAGAUUUCUCUCUCUGUUUUGCCCCCACCCCUGUUCUCCAGCAGUAUUAAAUGGCUGAGUGGCUGCACUUUAUCAGUGUGCUAACUUUUGGUCAGUAUAGACCUUUCUGUGUACAGUCUGCCUUGUCAGACAGACAACUGUGCUGUAUCUUAGCGUGCAAAUCAGCUGUAUGUUUUACUGGGAAUUUUUUUAGCUAUAUUUUGCUUUAGACAAGCGGGUGAUGAUAAAUGGUAUGUUUUGCCUAGGCAUCAGAUGCUGGGUACUACAGGCUUUUCUAAUAUCAGUAUGAUUGUUUUGUGUAGUCUCUGUUGCUACUUUGCUCAAGUCUAUAUAACCUAAAUUUUGAAGGACUCAACUAUACCUCAGUCACCUAGUUAGUAUUUUCAUGUUCAUUAGAGUGAAAGUCAGAAUUAUACAUUAAGCAGCAAAUGUAUUUCUGUUUUGAUCCAGAAAUUGCCAUUAACUUUUUAGGAAAGACAGGUGUUUUUGGUGGAUUUUGAUGAACAAAACUGCUGUUUAUCCUGUUGAGAUUUUUUGAAAUAUUUCUUUGCCCCAUGCCUGUGCACUAUAUCUUGACCAAUAUUUUUCAAAGUGGUUUAAAAAGAAGAGAAAAGCCAGUGUCAGUGCUUUGCAAUUUUAGCUUUCAGUCUGCUCAGCAAAACAUGCACAAGAAGUUUUUGUUGAGUGUAUACAGAAUAUUUGAAUUACUGUCUGGAAGUUCUAUUAUUGUUAAAGCUUAAACCACUCAAAACCUAACAUAGCUGACUUUUCUAUUUGGGGGACAGUCUCAAAAAUGCUAAUUGACUUUUCAGACUUGUAGGGUGUUUUUUUUUCAGAAAGUAUUUUCCAUUGUAAGUACAUUUCCCAUUCUAGUCUGCUGAUUAAGUCAUUUUCACAAGUGAAAGGAGUCUUGAAUAUACAUAUUGCAUUAAAAUAUUGUGAAAGGAUAAUGAUUUGAAAGUACAUGAAUGAUAUGUAAAAUGCAUAAAUGUUAUUUGUGGAAAUACAUCUGUUAUUUGGUUAUAUAUUAAUGUAACUGAAAUUUUGCAACGUUAAACAUAAGGAUUGAUUGGUCUGUAGGUGAUUAAAUAUUUUCUUUCUCCAUUCACUGAACUGCUUAUGCCAUUCUCAUUCUUAUAAAUAAAAUUUGUAUUUCUCUCUUCCACAAAA